This is a messenger RNA of Carassius auratus (goldfish), 927 nucleotides long. RefSeq names its product rap guanine nucleotide exchange factor 5-like. Lineage: Eukaryota; Metazoa; Chordata; Actinopteri; Cypriniformes; Cyprinidae. The transcript has 8 exons. The record is from RefSeq and is a predicted model, not a curated record. Bases 58 to 918 code for a protein of 286 amino acids.
CCUCCCUCUCUCUCUCUCCCAUGCGUUUAGAGUUUCUUCCAGUGGAAACUCUCACAGAUGAGUGAGCGAGAGGAUGUCUCUCACACAGUAAAGCGAGCGCUCGUGAUGUCGUGGGAUUGUGGACUGAAGUAUCUGUUUUCUCUUCCUCCGGUUCUGCAGCAGGCGGGCGUCUGUGCUCUCCGGGCUCCGGAGGACUUCUCCCGGCUGGAGGUGGUCCAGCGUCUGGCCAAAGACGGCUGCCGAUUCCUCCAGAACCAGAACUACCGGCUCCCGGACCGCUCCGCUCAGGCGCAGGGCGAAGGUGCUGUGCGCGUCUGUCUGAAAGAGAGAGGUCAGGAUGUACUGGUCCUCCAGAGAGUCCCGUCAGAUCCUGCGUCUCCUCAAACAGCCGGAGUCAAAGACGAGGACGGAGACAAGAGGUACAGGGUGGUGUCCGGGACGCCUCAGAAGAUCCUGGAGCACCUGCUGAGUGACCUGCGUCUGGACGAGCUGCAGGGGGCGACGGAGAGCAAAGAGGCGGAAACACUUCUGGAUGACUUCCUGCUGACGUAUCUGGUGUUCAUGUCCACCAGUGAGCUGUGUCAGGCGCUGCUGGGACACUACUGUACGAAGCGCUGUCGGGGGAAGGAGGAGGGGAAGGAGGCCCUCUACAGGAAGAGGAAGGUACUGCACCUGGUGUCUCAGUGGAGCACGCUGUACAAGGACUUCCUGCGAGACGAGGAGAACGUCAAGCUCUUCAUGAAGACGCUGUAUCGAUACGUGCUCGAAGACGUUUAUGAGUUCCCCUCGCUGGAGAGAGACCUGAAGGAGUUUCAGAAGCUUCUGCGACGGAGACAUACGCUGGACGACUAUUCUCCACACCAGAAGAAUAAAGCUGUGUUCCAGCAGCUGAGUCUGAAGGAGAACAGCGUUCUCUGAGAGGAUCAG